Molecule: messenger RNA, 2928 nt
Organism: Saccharomyces paradoxus
Lineage: Eukaryota; Fungi; Ascomycota; Saccharomycetes; Saccharomycetales; Saccharomycetaceae
Gene: MIS1
Product: trifunctional formate-tetrahydrofolate ligase/methenyltetrahydrofolate cyclohydrolase/methylenetetrahydrofolate dehydrogenase MIS1
Exons: 1
Coding region: 1-2928 (975 amino acids)
Biological process (GO): tetrahydrofolate interconversion
Cellular component (GO): mitochondrion; cytosol
Molecular function (GO): methylenetetrahydrofolate dehydrogenase (NADP+) activity; ATP binding; formate-tetrahydrofolate ligase activity
Source: RefSeq, a predicted model, not a curated record
AUGUUAUCGAGACUAUCUUUAUUGAGUUACUCGAGGGCAUUCCAACAAGCCAAAUGGCGUAUUUACCGCUUAAAAUUUUCGCCAACCGUGUAUACUUCACAGUACCAUAUUCUUUCUGGUAAGAAACUUGCCCAAUCUAUUCGCGAAAAGGCUAAUGAUGAGAUACAAGCCAUUAAACUCAAGCAUCCCAAUUUCAAACCCACGUUGAAAAUUAUUCAGGUCGGGGCCAGACCUGAUUCCUCCACAUACGUGAGGAUGAAAUUGAAAGCUUCGAAGGACAGUAGUGUAGACUGCAUCAUAGAAAAGUUACCAGCAGAAAUCACCGAAGUUGAGCUUUUAAAGAAAAUUAGUGACAUAAACGAUGAUGACUCUAUCCAUGGGUUGCUAAUUCAACUACCUCUACCGCGUCACUUGGAUGAAACCACGAUUACAAACGCCGUGGACUAUAAAAAGGACGUUGAUGGGUUCCACAGAUAUAAUGCUGGUGAAUUGGCUAAAAAAGGCGGCAAACCAUACUUCGUACCAUGUACCCCUUAUGGUUGUAUGAAAUUACUUGACGAAGCUCAUGUCAAGUUAGAUGGCAAGAACGCUGUCGUGUUAGGCAGAUCUAGUAUCGUCGGAAAUCCAAUUGCUUCGUUGUUGAAAAAUGCGAAUGCGACUGUUACUAUCUGUCACAGUCAUACAAAGAAUAUUGCAGAAGUGGUCUCCCAAGCUGAUAUAGUUAUCGCAGCUUGCGGUAUUCCUCAAUAUGUUAAAGCAGACUGGAUCAAAGAAGGAGCCGUAGUUAUUGAUGUUGGGAUCAACUAUAUUCCCGAUAGUAGUAAGAAAAGUGGGCAAAGAUUAGUUGGUGAUGUCGAAUUUGAUUCUGUAAAGGAAAAGACAUCUUAUAUCACCCCUGUUCCUGGUGGAGUGGGUCCAAUGACUGUCGCUAUGCUUGUUUCCAAUGUAUUAUUAGCUGCCAAGAGGCAAUUUAUGGAAUCCGAAAAGCUUCCAGUUAUCAAACCUCUUCCACUACACUUAAAAACACCAGUUCCUUCAGACAUUGAUAUAUCACGAGCUCAGAGCCCUAAGCAUAUCAAGCAAGUCGCUGAGGAAUUGGGAAUCCACUCCCACGAAUUAGAAUUAUACGGCCACUAUAAGGCAAAGAUUUCUCCAAAGAUUCUCACAAGAUUAGAAUCUCGAGAAAACGGUAAAUACGUCCUUGUUGCAGGUAUUACUCCAACCCCAUUGGGUGAAGGUAAAUCCACUACGACGAUGGGGUUAGUGCAGGCUUUAUCCGCUCAUUUAGGAAAACCAUCCAUUGCGAACGUUAGACAACCAUCUCUGGGCCCAACCUUGGGUGUCAAAGGUGGCGCUGCUGGUGGUGGUUACGCCCAAGUUAUUCCCAUGGACGAAUUCAAUCUACAUCUGACCGGUGAUAUCCAUGCUAUAGGCGCUGCGAACAAUCUUCUUGCGGCUGCUAUUGACACUAGAAUGUUUCAUGAAGCCACUCAGAAGAAUGAUAGUACAUUUUAUAAGAGACUAGUCCCAAGAAAAAAUGGCCUCAGAAAGUUUACCCCAUCCAUGCAGAGGAGGCUUAGAAGAUUGGGUAUUGACAAAGAAGACCCUGAUACUUUGACACCGGAAGAAAUUAAAAAAUUCGCUAGGUUGAACAUAAAUCCUGAUACCAUAACUAUCAGAAGAGUAGUCGACAUCAAUGACAGGAUGUUAAGACAAAUUACCAUCGGAGAAGCCGCUACGGAGAAAGGGUUCACAAGAACUACUGGAUUCGACAUCACUGUUGCCUCUGAAUUAAUGGCUAUUCUAGCCUUAUCCAAAAGCUUGCACGAGAUGAAGGGCCGUAUUGGACGCAUGGUUAUUGGCUCUGAUUAUGAUAACAAACCAGUAACUGUAGAAGACAUUGGUUGUACCGGUGCUCUGGCUGCAUUAUUACGUGAUGCUAUAAAGCCUAACUUGAUGCAGACUUUGGAAGGGACUCCCGUCAUGGUUCAUGCUGGUCCUUUCGCCAAUAUUUCCAUUGGUGCAUCAUCAGUAAUUGCAGACUUGAUGGCGUUAAAACUUGUAGGUCCAGUGAAGAAUCCAUUAAAUGGCAAGGACGUCCAUGAACCUGGCUAUGUCGUUACCGAAGCGGGUUUUGAUUUUGCCAUGGGUGGUGAAAGAUUCUUUGAUAUCAAAUGUCGUUCCUCUGGAUUGAUACCAGAUGCAGUUGUCUUAGUCGCCACUGUAAGAGCCUUAAAAUCUCACGGAGGUGCCCCAAAUGUUAAGCCAGGACAACCACUACCAAAAGAAUACACAGAAGAAAACAUUGACUUUGUUGCCAAGGGUGUUAAUAAUUUAGUUAAACAGAUCGAGAACAUCAAAACCUUUGGAAUUCCAGUCGUUGUAGCAAUCAACAGAUUUGAAACAGAUUCACAGGCGGAAAUUGAGGUAAUCAAGAAGGCUGCCUUGAAUGCAGGUGCAUCCCACGCCGUUACUUCUAAUCACUGGAUGGAAGGUGGUAAAGGUGCCUUAGGGUUAGCACAUGCUGUGGUCGAUGCAACGAAAGAACCAAAGAGUUUCAACUUUUUGUACGACGUUAAUAACUCCAUCGAAGACAAACUUACUAGCAUCGUCCAAAAAAUGUAUGGUGGGGCAAAAAUCGAAGUAUCACCAGAAGCUCAAAAAAAGAUAGACACUUACAGGAAACAAGGCUUCGGCAAUCUUCCUAUCUGUAUUGCUAAGACACAAUAUUCUUUAUCCCAUGAUCCAUCAUUAAAGGGCGUCCCCAGUGGUUUUACGUUUCCCAUUAGGGAUGUGAGAGCUUCAAUCGGGGCAGGUUAUUUAUAUGCUUUAGCAGCAGAAAUACAAACUAUACCGGGUCUAUCAACAUAUGCUGGUUACAUGGCAGUAGAAGUUGACGAUGACGGUGAGAUUGAGGGUCUAUUUUAA